UGUCAGUUCGGUUAUGGAGCUAUGAUGUUCUUUGGUCCUAUUUAAGCUCCAGCCAGGCGGAAGGAUCUGUCUGAUGUUUGUAAAUAUUGUCCCCCGGCGGAGCGCGUCGCCAGGCGGAGCGGAGCUGUUCUCUGGGGCUGUUUGACGGAUCCACACCGGACUACCGAGGCAUGUUCACCGUGCAAAAGUCACAUGUUGCACCUGAGAAGCAACCAGGACGUGUUAUUUGUUAUUUGGGAGAAUCCCCGUGCAGCAUGCUGCUCUCUAAACUGGGCUCCAUCCCGCCCAGCAUGGAGCUGCAGGCGAAGCUCCAACCAGGCAAAGCGGAGAAGCAGCCGUUCGAGAAGAUGUACCGGCUGGGUUCGGUGCUCGGCAGCGGAGGGUUCGGCACCGUGUACCAGGCCGUCCGCCUCGCCGACGGGCUGCGGGUGGCGGUGAAGCAUGUGUGCAGAGACAGAGUGUCAGAGUGGGGCUCUCUGUGCGGCGCGGUGGUUCCUCUGGAGGUGGUGCUGUUGAAGAAGGUGGGCGGGGCGUUUGGCGGCGUGGUGCGGCUGUUGGACUGGUGGGAGCGGGCGGACGGCUGGCUGAUGGUGAUGGAGCGUCCCGAGCCGGGUCAGGACCUGUUCGACUACAUCACGGAGCGCGGCGCCCUGGACGAGGCGGCGGCGCGGGGCUUCUUCCUGCAGGUGCUGGAGGCGGUGCGCCACUGCUACACCUGCGGCGUCGUCCACCGAGACAUCAAGGACGAGAACCUGCUGGUGGACCUGAGGACCGGGCAGAUCAAACUCAUCGACUUCGGCUCAGGAGCCCUCCUCAAAGACGGAGCCUACACCGAGUUCGAUGGCACGCGGGUGUACAGUCCUCCGGAGUGGAUCCGGUGCCGCCGGUACCACGGUCGCUCGGCAACCGUCUGGUCUCUCGGCGUGCUGCUGUACGACAUGGUGUGCGGGGACAUCCCCUUCGAGCAGGACGAGGACAUCCUGAGAGGACGGAUCUACUUCAGACGGGAAGUCUCCUCAGAGUGCCGGCAGCUGAUUGGCUGGUGUCUGAACCAGAAGCCGGCUGACAGGCCGACCCUGGAGCAGAUCCUCCUCCACCCCUGGGUGACGGGCAGCGACGGCAUCACGCUCCACGCCAUCACAGAGGGCGACUCCUCCUCCUCCUCCAGCCAGCAGAGCCUCUGAUUGGUCGACGCAAGGUUGUGAGGAUGAGUUUUGUGGUGACGGAGCGAGUCAGGGGUCACAGUUCCGGAUGAGGUUGACUGUGUUGCUCCACAGCGGCCCCUCCUGUUCACGGACCAUGGACCAGCUCCUUGAAGAGGCUCAACACCUUUCAGGUGUUCUUGUUCUUGAUUCUUCAGAGUGCCUUGAGUUUGAAAGCUACGUAGCAGAUCAGGAGUCGGUCUGCAGGCGAGGAGGGUUCUUCAGAGGUUCCUUUAGUUCAGAUUAUAGAGUUCUAUCCUAAAACAAAUGUGGACAAAUCACAGAAGAACCAGUUAGUUUCCAAAGAGAAAGUUUUUGUACAGAUUAAACCAACGAGAUACGGCUCAGUAAUAUGUUUUAUAGGUGCAGUCGGGAGGAUUUUUCACUCCCUGCUUCCAGGCCUUAUGCUAAGCUAAGCUAACCGGCUGGAGUUUCAUAUGUAGAGAGUGGCUACUCUCAGCAAGAAGUGAAAAACAGGAUUUCCCCAAAUGUCGGGAACGUUUCCUGUUCUCUGAGGAACCAGCUACAAACACGACCCGCCCAGAGUCUCAGUUCUGAUACCAAAACUUGACUUUUUGUCACGUUUACUUCAUUUUCUUUAUAACAAAAAUGACAUAAUUUAGUGUUACCUUUUACAAACAGGCCAGGACUUUUCCUGAUUAAAAAAAAAAAAAAAAAACAGGCUGAAAUUUAUCCAAAAUAUAUAUAUUUUAAAUCAGGAAAUAUCCGAGAAAAGAAAGAAGUGUGACGGUUUUCUCUGCUACACUUCUUCGGGUUAAGUCGUGAGGAAAAACUUUAUUUUUCUACAUUUGAGGUUCAUCAGGACAGUUGGUUGAUUGUUUCCAAUGUUUAAGCAGAACUGGUUUUGUUGUUUGAAAUUGUCUUUGUCGUCUGUUUUGACACACUACGAUAUCUCAUCACGUCUGAAAACAUUAUGUCCUCCAUCCUUGUUCUGCCUCAGUCUUUGCUCAUAAAAUGCACAGUCAAUGCAAAUUUUCAGCAUUAUAUUUUGAAUAUACUGUAUGUGUUCGUUUACAUAUGUAUAUAUUUUUAUAUAUUUUGUACUUUCUAUGUUUUAUUUAUUUAGUAAAGAAACGU
Messenger RNA from Anoplopoma fimbria (sablefish), 2300 nucleotides. Its product is annotated as serine/threonine-protein kinase pim-3-like. NCBI's taxonomy places the organism in Eukaryota, Metazoa, Chordata, Actinopteri, Perciformes, Anoplopomatidae. The transcript is spliced from 6 exons. Gene Ontology annotation, biological process: negative regulation of apoptotic process; regulation of mitotic cell cycle; protein autophosphorylation. Gene Ontology annotation, cellular component: cytoplasm. Gene Ontology annotation, molecular function: protein serine/threonine kinase activity; ATP binding. The record is from RefSeq and is a predicted model, not a curated record. Bases 171 to 1184 code for a protein of 337 amino acids.